Caenorhabditis remanei is the source of this 1968-nucleotide messenger RNA. RefSeq lists its product as uncharacterized. The transcript is spliced from 11 exons. The record is from RefSeq and is a predicted model, not a curated record. Lineage: Eukaryota; Metazoa; Nematoda; Chromadorea; Rhabditida; Rhabditidae. Bases 1 to 1968 code for a protein of 655 amino acids.
AUGUCUGCUCCAAAUGAGCCGCAGUCGUUCACUGAUCCAGCGUACUGGAAAAACUUCUUCGCCAAAAGGAAAUCACCAUUCGAAUGGUACGGAGACUACAAUUCGUUGUCGAAAGUAAUCGAUAAGUAUUUAAAACCAAGUGAUAAAUUCCUUCAACUUGGAUGCGGUAACUCCGAAUUGGCCACUCAACUGUACGACAAUGGAUUCCAUAAUAUUCACAGUAUUGAUGUGGAACCCUCUGUUAUUGCCGCACAGAUUCGGAAAAAUAAGGAAAGACCCGGGAUGCUGUUCAGUACUGGAGAUGCUGCUAAUCUUACAAUGGGCGAUGGAGAACUCACAGUUGUUCUAGACAAGGGAACUCUCGAUGCUCUCCUUCCACCAGCUGCAUCAGACGCUGAUAGAGCUACAGUGACAAAAAUGUUCGAUGAGGUUCAUCGAGUACUCGCUUCCGGAGGAAGAUACAUCAUCGUUACGCUUGCACAGCCACAUAUUACCGAAUUCUGGAUUGAUCAUUUCUUCCCGCUCAAGCAAUACAUCCUCCGAGUGCAGAAGGUUGAGAACAAAGCAUCGGGAUUUCCAAUGCCCGUGUUCUGUUUCAUCGCCACGAAAAUGCGUGCUCCAAUGCCGAAUCCAUUGCCACUCGAAGUGCUUCGUUCCAGUUCAAUUCGAACUGACCGUAUUGAGAGUACUGAUGAAUUAAAAGAUGCCAUUCGAGGAGAACAAGAGUUGUCACAGUUCAUUUACCUCUGUUCCAAAAAGCUUGACGUGGAAGUAUCAAUUGAUUUCCAAGGAGAAGAUUCAUCAUCGGGACCGCGGUACCGUGUUUGUGUCGUCGAUAAUCCGGAAACUAAAACUAUCGAUACGUUUGCUGCGUUUGUGGUUCCUAUUGGAAGAGAUGCCGAGUGGCUCUUCGCUUCACCGAAAGGCAGAAAAGCUCUUCGUUCACAAUGUGGUCGUGAUCGUCUCGCAAUGAUUUUUCUCAACAGAAGCCAUCAAUAUGAGAAAGGAAUGGAUGGAGUGAAAGCGGACAUCGGACAUUUUGUUGGAAUGUUGGAUGUUAGAGCGAACGAUUCGGGAAAUUAUGAGAUCUUAUCAGUCGGUGGAGUCGAUGUCAAGCGAACUAUUUCAACUGGUCGCUCUGAAAUCAAUGGUGGAUGGAGUGUUGAAGAGAUUACAGUCGACGGAAAGAAUUGUAGAAGACUUGUUUUCUUGAACACAAUGAACUUGGUGCAAUCGGAAGCGUUCUUGAAAACCGGAAAGAAGAAGCAAACGAUAAUUGAUCUCGACCAGCUCGCCUGUGAUUUCCAUAGAAUGAUGAUUGGAUCAUUAGCACUGAGUUCUCAUCAACCACUUGCUAAACUUGAUACUCCGUGUAAAAUGGCAGUACUUGGACUCGGAGGAGGUCUUCUGACUGCAUAUCUCCUGAGACACUUCAGAAAAGUACGAAUCACUGCUGUCGAACUCGAUCCAGAAGUUGCUAAAAUUGCCAAUGCUCACUUUUCAUUCCCUCACUCGGAUCCGAGAAUCGAAGUAGUCAUUCAAGAUGCUUUGGUACAUCUUCAAGAGACUGCUAAGAAAUCGGAAGAAGAGAAAUACGACGUAAUAUUCGUUGACGUUUCCGGGAGUCAGAAUGCUGCACUCCAAUGCCCACCUCCUUCAUUCCUCACACCAGAGGCUCUUUCCGAUAUGAAAAACUCUCUGAAAGAACACGGAAUGCUCAGUUUGAACCUAGUCACACGUGACUCUGAACUAGGAAAAUCGAUUAAGUUGAAUAUCAUUGAGUAUUUCCCAACUCUUUACACGGUUUUAUCAUUCGAAGAUGUUAACGAGGUUAUCGUUGGACUUAAAGCUCCAAAGAACACUCUGAAGCCAGUCGUUCCUCAAAAAUUAAUCAACACCGUCCGCAAAGACUUGGGAAGUUACGAUGAAGUCGUCGGAGCGAUCUCGAAUAUUCGUAUGGUUGAUUAA